AUGAUCAGCUCAAAAGUACAGCUCGAUCUUCUCGAUGUCACUGUCCUGAUGCGAAUCAUGAGACACCUGCAAACCGGAGAUAUUGAAUCCUUGUCGUGCACCAACAAGCGGCUGCGAGAUGUAUCAGUGCCGAUUCUCUUUCGUGCCGUCAGAUUUGAAUUUUCAACGUCGAGCUUGAAAGCGCUAAAGAGCCUGUCAAAUUCGAAUAUCCGACACCAUGUGCGUUCCUUGACGUACGCGGCUCCAGGGAUCCUAAGAACCGAUAUAUUGGAUUUUGAUUGCUUCACUUCGGAGUUGUUGACACCAAGCGACUAUAGGGAAUGGAUCGACGAAAGUCAGAAUUUCUUGUCAGAUGAGUGUCCCUCGUACAUGCUCAUAUAUGAUGUCUUGCAAGAUAUCUGCGAAGAACAACAAGAGAUCAUGAGCGAAUCGCUGGACAAAAUUGCCCUGCUAUAUGCGUUCACCAGGCUACCUCGACUGCGCAAACUGGCUGUCUGCUUCUGUCCAACCGUGGAAGAAGAGGAAUGGGUGGGCUCCGUGCUGGCACGGGGGCUGACCACGGAGGACUCCUGCGAGUACCAUUCAAGGGUGAUCCAUGAUGCCAUCGAGACCUCACGUCAGAGUUCAUCAACCGAACGAAAUCUUCGGGUCUUUCUGACUGUCCAACCUCCUUGA
This is a messenger RNA of Penicillium oxalicum, 675 nucleotides long. RefSeq lists its product as uncharacterized. The transcript is spliced from 2 exons. Lineage: Eukaryota; Fungi; Ascomycota; Eurotiomycetes; Eurotiales; Aspergillaceae. Bases 1 to 675 code for a protein of 224 amino acids. The record is from RefSeq and is a predicted model, not a curated record.